AUGGUCCUCUCCCCGUCUCCGCCGCCGUCGAGGGGCGGGGAACAGUCAGAGCCGCCAGCGCCGCCGCCGCCGUUUCAAGACGAACUCCGCCACCCGAUCAUACUGGCGGAGCGGGUCCUCGCGGCGGCGGACGAGGCCGAUUCGUUCAAGUCCGAGUGCGCCGCCGUCGCGAAGCAGGCCGAUUACAUCGCGGACAAGCUCCGCUCGGUGGUCCGCUUCGCCACCACGCCCGGACAGGCGGUGUACGAGCGGCCCGUGCGGCGGAUUUCCGCUGAGGCCGCGAGGAAUCUCGACCGGGCGCUGGCCCUGGUCCGGCGGUGCAGGCGGCGGAACAUCUUCCGCCGCGUGGUGGCGAUGAUCUCCGUCGCCGACUUCCGGAAGGCGCUGGUCCAUCUGGAAGCUUCCGCCGGAGACGUGUCGUGGCUGUGGAGCAUGCUGGAGUCGAAUGGCAACGCCAUGGCGCUGCCCCCAAUCGCCAGCAACGACCCGAUUGUUGCUUGGGUGUGGGUUGGGAUCACUUCGAUUUACAUGGCGCCCAUGGCCGAGAAGAUCGAGGCGGCGAAUCAAUUGGCCUCUCUUGCGAAGGACAACGACAGGAACAAGCAGAUUAUAGUGGAGGAAGGCGGCGUGCCGCCGUUCUUGAAGCUAAUUAAAGAGAAAGAUUCCCCGGAGGCACAAAUCGCCGCGGCGGCGGCGCUGCUCUACUUGUGCAACGAGGGGGACAGAGUCAGGGCGAUUUCCGAAGAAUCUGCCGCCGGAGUCCAGACAAUUGUGAAGGUACUCGCCGAUUCUCCGAUGAGGGUUCAGAUUUGGGUGGCGAGAUUGGUGGCGGUGAUGGCGGAGAACGAUCCCGGCGCUCAGGAUAACUUCGCCAGAGAGAACGCAAUUCGCCCUUUGGUCACUCUGCUGUCAUUCGAGACCUUCUCCGACGACCAAUUCGGUGGUCAAAUUGGCAAGCAAUCGAUUCAUUCUCUAGUCCAGAUGAACAAGGAAAUGGAGAAAGUGGGGGAGGUGAAGAUGAGAAGCAAUAAUAACAAUAAUAAGGAGAAGGAUAGGGAUAGCCUGCAGUAUCGGCCAUUUGUUAUGAGUUCAUUUUCGAGCUUCCAUUCCGAUGCUGGUGGAGGAAGCAAAGGGGGAGGGACUAGGAAAGAGAGGGAGAACGAGAACCGGGAGGUGAAGCAGAAGCUGAAGACGAGCUGUGCCGAAGCUCUGUGGAUGCUGGCGAAAGGGAGCGUGUCGAACAGCAAGCGAAUCACGGAGACGAAAGGGCUGCUCUGCCUGGCCAGAUUGGUGGAGAUUGGAGAGCCCGAGUUGCAGUUCAACUGCCUGAUGACGAUUAAGGAGAUCACAUUUGCCGCUGAGUCGAAUGCUGAUCUCCGUCGUGGUGCAUUCAAGACGAAUUCGCCAGCAGCGAAAUCCGUAGUCGACCAGUUGUUGAGAGUGAUCAAAGGAUCCAGCAGCCCCAAGCUGCUGGUGGCUGCCCUCCAGUCGAUCGGGUCGUUGGCUCGGACGUUCCCAGCGAGGGAGACUCGCGUGAUCGGUCCCCUCGUCAACCAUCUGAACAACAGGAGCCAGGAAGUGGCCGCGGAGGCUGCCAUCGCGCUGGCGAAGUUCACCUGCGAGGAGAAUUUCCUGUGCGAGGCGCAUUCCAAGACGAUGAUCGAGUUCAACGCCAUUCCUGCGCUGAUGAAGCUGCUGCGAGGCAGCGAGAGGGCGCAGCUGAGGGCGCUGAUCUUGCUCUGCCAUUUGGCUGUGAAUGCCGGCAAUCACGAGGCGUUGGAGCCCGCUCGGGUGCUGACGGCGCUGGAAGGAGUGGAUAGAAUGGUGCUGGCUCAGUACCCUGAGUUGAGGGAGAUGGUCGCUAAAGCUGUUUACCAUAUCAAUCUUUACCACCGUGGACCUCAUUCUCAACGGCUUACCUUCGUGAUUUAG
Molecule: messenger RNA, 1932 nt
Organism: Linum tenue
Lineage: Eukaryota; Viridiplantae; Streptophyta; Magnoliopsida; Malpighiales; Linaceae
Source: the annotation of a GenBank genome assembly